This is a messenger RNA of Amyelois transitella, 4267 nucleotides long. RefSeq names its product F-BAR domain only protein 2. The transcript has a single exon. Bases 65 to 2740 code for a protein of 891 amino acids. NCBI's taxonomy places the organism in Eukaryota, Metazoa, Arthropoda, Insecta, Lepidoptera, Pyralidae. The record is from RefSeq and is a predicted model, not a curated record. Gene Ontology annotation, cellular component: cytoplasm; clathrin-coated pit; clathrin-coated vesicle. Gene Ontology annotation, biological process: clathrin-dependent endocytosis; clathrin coat assembly.
AAUACAGGUCAGUGAGUGACAAUUUAAUGAUAAACUGUAAUCGUCUGCCUUUGUAACUGCAAAGAUGAGUGUCAACUUUGUAGAUUACUUCGCCAACGAGCACAAUGGAUACGAUAUUUUGUAUCAAAACAUGAAAUACGGAUUAAUCGCUAGCAAAGAACUCUCUGAUUAUCUCAGAGAGAGAUCCAACAUAGAAGAGACUAAUUCUAAAUUGUUGACCAAAUUAGCGAAACAAGCAAAUAGUAACUGUGCACAGGGUACUUUCGCGCCGUUUUGGAGCGUUCUAAAAUGUUCCGCUGAAAAGCUAUCCAACUUGCACCAGCAUAUGUUUCAGAAGGUCAGUGAGCUAGUAAAAGAUGUAGCCCGCUAUGCUGAUGAGCUUCACAAGAAACAUAAGGCUGUCAAAGAUUCUGAAUCGAAUACUUUAGAAGUAGUAUUACUCAUUCAAAGUACUAAACAAGCUCUACAAAAAGCUAAAGAUUCAUAUACGGCUAAGGCGGCUGAAAUGGAGAAACUGAGGAAGGAUAAUGCAUCUCCUAAAGAUAUGGAAAAGGCUGAUAUUAAGCUUAAGAAACUGCAUGAAGACUAUAGACAGUUAGCAGAAAAAUAUAACUUGGUAAAACAGGACUUUGAGAAAAAGAUGACUCAAACUUGCAAACAUUUUCAAGAUGUUGAGGAAGCACACUUAAAACAGAUGAAGCAGUUUGUCAAUUCCUAUGUGGACCUCAUCCAGAGCAAUCAUGACCUCAUGGGGCAAGUUCACAGGGAUUUUAAACAUCAAUGCCUUGAAUUAACCGUUGAGAAGUUGUUAGAACAAAUCCUUAUUGAGAAAUACAAUACUAUGGAUAAGGCGAAUUUAGUAGAGCUACCUCCUUCAUUACCAAAACCUAGUUCAGCUAAUAACUCAAUAUCGGAAGCUGAUCAGAUAUCAACAGUCUCAAACGGGUCCCAUAAGCCUGCUCAGCCAGCUAAAGCACCAAAAAAAGAACCUUCCUUUGCCACCAAAACUUCAAGGAGAACCACUUCUCUUCUUAAUUUGUUUACACCCAAUUUCCAAAGUAAAGACGAACCUAGUGGAAGCAUUGAAGGAGCCGCACCAUGCUCAGCUCCCUCCAGCCCCAGCGGCACCCCGGCCACACCUGUGGCACAGGAUAAAGAUGAGAACAUGGGCCGCACCACUCUAAGAGAAUCUAAAUGGUUUAUGCGCAGUAGGAGAACUAAGACUAAACUGAAGAAGUCUAAAAAGAAAAAAGAUGAAAUAUCUGAAAAUUCUACUGCAGGAGAUAAGUCUGACUUAGAGGAGAAAGAGGAAGAGGUCCCUGUUAAAGAGGACCUGAAUUCUCCCGAGGUUGAUGAGGAAGGAUACUGUAUCAGGCCAAAAGACGAAAAAGGUAGUGUCUAUUCUUCUACUGAUUCUGACUCUGAUGAGGAAAGAGACCGUAAGAUUCAUGUAGAAAUUAAACCUAUAAGUAAUGGUGGUGCUCCUAUGUCGGCCAGUGUGGAUGAACUCAGGGCUACUGUAGAGAAUAUUUCUUUAUACAAACUUGGCACAACACGGCGUGGUUCAAAUGCUAACGCAAGCAAAGCCAGUAGUGAUUUGUUGGAUCUUAACUUCUUUCAAAGCCCUACAGCUAGCAACCCUACUUCACCACAUGGAAAUAUUUCCAACCCUUAUGCUCCUUUACAAGCGAAUCAGUCUAAUUUACUAGAGAGUCCCACUCCAGUGUCCACAGCAGAUGUCGGCGACCUAUUUUCGGAAGUAGGGGAGAUGGUCCAGUCUAAUUUCCGCACGUCCACUCCCACCACAACGUCCAUUUCGUUGCCGCGCCCGCCUUCAAGGCGCUCGGAGGGUGACUUCCGAACUGCCGGCUCGUCAGGGUCUAGAGGUCCUUCCCCACUGACAAUAGGAAUGGCUGACACAAUACCACUGGCUGUAGCUUUUCAUGAAAUUAUUCACGCCUAUUUUAGAGGUACAGACGAAGCCAAGUGCCAAGUUAAGAUGUCUGGGGACAUGAUGUUGUCGUUCCCCACGGGCAUCGUCGGCGUGUUGGCCAACAAUCCGAACCCGGCGAAGCUAUGUUUCAGAUUGAAAAACAUACACAGGUUAGACAAUGUUCUGCCUAAUAAACAGCUUAUUAGUAUUAACGCGAUGAUGUCUACACGAGACUCCACCGUCCUUGAGUUCAACAUGCAAGCGCUGACGUCACUGCUCAAGCGGCAGUCGGAGAAGAAUCCUACGGCUCAGUAUUUCAAUGUAGACAUACUGAAAUAUCAGAUACGUCCAAAGCCGGGCGCCGCGUCAUGCCCCUACCAGUUGGUGGCUUACUGGAAAUGCGAAAGAGACCACACCGACUUGAAAGUGGAUUACAAAUACAAUUUACACGCGAUGAGCCCGCCGUCGCCGCUUCUCAACGUGUCUGUUUGCGUGCCAAUGAGCGGUGCGGUCAAGAACGUGAUAGCGAUGCCGAAGAACACGUGGAACGGUGAAAAUGAACAGGCGCUGUGGCGUUUCACGGAGUUGUCGCAGCACUCCGAAGAUAGAGGCGUGGGAUCCCUAAGGGCGCGUUUUGAGCUAGGCAAGGGACCGUCGUCUAAGGCUACAAUAUCUGCGCAAUUCAAUUGCGAGGGCGCCACUCUCUCUGGCAUAGAAUUUGAACUGAUAGGCAGUGGCUACAGAUUAUCCCUCGUGAAACGGCGAUUCGUCUCUGGAAAAUAUAUUUGUGAUAGUGAGAUGCACUGAUUGGUCCAAAUCCUUAUGAAAUCACAUUGUAGAUACUUGUAAGAGGUUUUGGUAAAAAAAUGGUACACAUUUUUUUAAUGUAUAUGUUUGGUACCUCGGACUGUUUCCUGUCCACAAAAGUUAACUUUGUAUCACAAUAUAAGUUCGCCAAUAUUCAUAGUUUUAGUAUGUUUUAAAGGAUUUAAUAUUUUAGGAGGUAUAUUCACAGCAUUAUUAACUUAUUUGUGCCAUUUAUGCUAAUAUAUAUUAUAUCACAUUUUUUUAAAAGAUAUAAUGCACAGGGAUUUUAUUUAGUAUCACAUCACAAUAAAUUAGGAUUUCGUAUCAGUUUUGAAUUAUUUAUACUAAAAUGUCAGCGUAUUUUUUUUUAUUGUUUAUUAAUAUUCUACUAUUUGUAUUGUAUUUGUAUUGUAGAUUGUCUUAAAAAUAUUUUUUAUUUAAUUAUCAAUGUUAAAAAAAAAAUAAGAACCUACAUACUUUUUCGUUUUUUUUCUUGGCAAUUACAUAGCAUCUUUUUAUAUUUUUGUUGAAAUAUUAUCCCUUUUAUAAUUACUCUAGAAAUUUAACAAAUAAUAGUAUUAUAAAUGGGCCUAAAAACGCAAUAAAUUAUUCUACUUACAGCCGCAAUAACACUUUGUAAAAGAUGGCUUUAUAUAUAUUAUACUUAUAUUACUACUAUACUUACUUUAUUAUAUUAUACUUACUUUAUUUCAAAACACAUUCACUCACAAAUUAAUAGAAAUUUUUUAUUUCAAAUAUCUAACUAUAUUGACCGACUUCAAAAAGAAGGUAUUCGAUUUGUUGCAAAUUAUAUAUUUUUUUAUUUAGGUUCAUUGGAAUCUCUACUAGUAUUUUAAUUUAGGUAUUGUAUUGAUUUUGUGGUGUAAAACAUAUGAUUAAUUUUUGCUAGGGUAGUUGUAUUGUAUUCAGUUAGCAUUUAGUGGUCAACCACCGUUAAGUUAAAUUAACGUUACAAAUAUUGUUGUUUACAUAUUAUUAUUAUGUUUUUGCACUAUAUGUUACGUAUGAGAGAUUAUCACUAUUUUAGUUUUUAUUUACUAGUAAUCUCAUAUAUCUUUUUCAACAUAAAUAUAGUCUAAUGUAAUAAGAUGCAGGAUUCUUUCCAAAGCCUACCGGCCUAAAUAAUGAGUAUCUUUUGCUGUAAAAAUAUUUAUAAAGACUACCUUUACCAAAAGUGAAGUGUUCAUUGUAUAAAAUGUCUAAUUUUAACACUAAAUAUAGGACAAGCAAAUACCUAAUAAAUACAUUAAACCAUUCCAAUUUUUAAUAUAUUAAUAUCUAACUGAAUCUUAUAAUUAAGUAUGAUUUUCAAAUAACUUGCUGAUAGCCAGUGAUUCCCACUUUUUUUUUGCAAUUAUAUCCAAAUUCACACUUAUUGUAGGUAAAAUUUGCGAAACUAUAACUGUAUGCGUGAAAAGUAUUUUUGUAUUGUAAAAUUUAACGCAUGUAUGAUUCUGAUAUACUGUAUUCUUUAUUAUUUCAAUAAAAUGUAAUUUAGUAUUAUUA